AUGUCUAAUAUGUUGGAUGCCAGUCACCAACCCAACCCUCGGCCGGACGAGUAUCAACCUGACUGGAUCCCGCCGUCCAGUAGGGAUCCCAACGGGACGCACUCCCUCAACGAUCGAGGAGCAUCCCCAACUGAUGCCAAGAAGCUAUCGUUCAAGCAGAUACUGGAAAUAGCCAUGAACAACGUGUCUGAUCAGCUUCUGGCACUACUAGAAGAAGAGCUCGACAAGAUGGAGGACGACAGCGAAGAAAUUGAACAGCAGUCAACGACUACGCAUCGGGACAGCAGGUUAUAA
Molecule: messenger RNA, 294 nt
Organism: Sordaria macrospora k-hell
Lineage: Eukaryota; Fungi; Ascomycota; Sordariomycetes; Sordariales; Sordariaceae
Source: RefSeq, a predicted model, not a curated record